AUGGCCCCCCAAGACCGUCUCGCGCAGGUCAACGCCCACCUGAACUACCCUCAGGGCCUGUUUGCGGGUCAGACGGCCAUCAUCACCGGCGCGGGCCAAGGCAUUGGCGCCGAAGCGGCGCGGUUAUUUGCCAACGAGGGAGCGAAGGUCGUUGUGGCGGAUAUUGAUGAGAAAAAAGCAAACGACGUCGUCAACGCCAUCAACAGCGCUGGUCCAGGCCGCGCCAUCGCCGUCGUGGGCGACGUCACUGAUGCAAACUACAUUGAGAACCUGGUCAAGAAGGCCGCCGAGUUUGGCAAUGGCAAGAUCCAUAUCAUUGUCAACAAUGCGGGUUUUACGUGGGAUGGGGUCAUUCACAAGAUGAGUGACAAGCAAUGGGAGACUAUGCUGGCUGUCCACAACACCGCGCCCUUCAGACUCGUCAGGGCUGCGGCGCCUUACUUCCGCGUCAAGGACAAGGAGCCCCGAGUGAUCAUCAACAUCAGCAGCACCAGCGGCGUCCACGGAAAUGCCGGCCAAGUCAACUACUCCGUCGCCAAAGCCGGCGUCGUCGGACUAACCAAAACCAUCGCCAAAGAAUGGGGUCCCCAAUUCGGCGUGCGCGCCAACACCAUCGCCUUUGGCUACAUCACCACCCGCCUGACAGCCGCGAAAGAAGACGGCGCCUACUUCACCACCUCGGACGGCACCAAGGUCGCGCUGGGCAUCCCCCGGAAGGGCAAGACUGACAACAGCUACCAGGACGGCGCCGAGCCCUACGCGGAUAUCCCGCUGCGACGACCGGGCAGUGCCGAGGAGGCGGCGAGGGCGAUUGUGGGCGUCGCCAGUCCUUAUUUCUCGUAUGUGAAUGGGGAGACGAUCCGUGUGACGGGUGGGAGGAAUAUAUACCUGCAUGUGAAUUUGUUUGAUAGCAGUAUUCGUAUUUAUGGAUUGAAUAGGUACAUCCAAAAGAAACAAGUCUGA
Rasamsonia emersonii CBS 393.64 is the source of this 963-nucleotide messenger RNA. RefSeq names its product 3-oxoacyl-[acyl-carrier-protein] reductase. The record is from RefSeq and is a predicted model, not a curated record. The coding region runs from base 1 to 963 and encodes 320 amino acids. The transcript is spliced from 5 exons. Gene Ontology annotation, molecular function: oxidoreductase activity, acting on the CH-OH group of donors, NAD or NADP as acceptor. Lineage: Eukaryota; Fungi; Ascomycota; Eurotiomycetes; Eurotiales; Trichocomaceae.